CGCUGGACUCUGCAAAGCCCAGCUCGCAGUGAGCGGAGCGCUCAGCCUGGCUGGGCUGGAGGCUGCUCGCUCUUUGAUCCUCCUUCUCCCGGGGACAGGAGCGGGCUUGGGAGGCCCGGCCAGCUCUGGCGGAGGGUACCUCGUCGGUAGCUUGCAAAUCUGCAGGCAAUGAUGUAGGCUGAAUUUUUAUUAAAAAAAAAAAAAUUGCUGAACACUUCUUAACUAGACAGAACUUUUUAGUAUCAUUCAAUGCCUAACAUUGCAGAAGGUGAAAGGGAGAAUGGUUCUGGACACAAAGAAAACAGACCUGAAAAAAAAUCUCCAGAAGCUACUCUUCAUAAUGAUGUAAAGCCAUAUUGCACUUCAGAUGCGUCCGCUGUGUCACUGGGUCCUACUGGCGAUGGGCAUUAUCCAUGGGGAUGUCCUGUGACUCACACCCGAGAAAAAAUUUAUACCAUCUGCUCAGACUAUGCUUUUUUAAACCAGGUAACGUCCGUUUGUAAAAGUCCAAGUGCAACAGUUAGUGCCUGCCUAUCAGAUAGUGCUGCCUUAAAUGUUGGAAAUAAUACACCUAACUUCAUUGGCAUUCAAAGUGGAGCUUCUGAGAUAAUCUACAAUGAAGACACUAACUUGGAAAAUUUAUCUAGUAGUCUUGGAAAGCUUCCACUGGCAUGGGAAAUUGACAAAUCAGAGUUCAAUGGAGUGACCCCACAUCUGAAAAACAGAGCAGGAAACAUGAAGAAACAAGUAACAAAGAAAAAAUCUUUGGACAAAAAAAGCAAACAAUACAGGGAGUGUUCUCAACAUUCCACUGUUGAAGAAAUAAAGCAGCGGAAAGUGCUCGACCUCAGGAGAUGGUACUGUAUUAGCCGACCACAAUAUAAGACUUCCUGUGGAAUUUCCUCUCUAGUAUCUUGCUGGAAUUACUUAUAUAGCACACUGGGAGCUGGAAACCUACCACCUAUUACUCAAGAAGAAGCCUUGCAUAUUUUGGGCUUUCAACCCCCAUUUGAGGAAAUUAGGUUUGGUCCCUUUACAGGAAAUACAACUUUAAUGAGGUGGUUUAGACAGAUUAAUGAUCAUUUCCAUGUAAAAGGCUAUUCAUAUGUUCUAUAUAAACCUCAUGGGAAGAACAAGACAGCUGGAGAAACUGCUGCAGGGGCCUUGGUAAAGUUAACACAAGGACUGAAAGAUGAGUCGAUGGCCUAUAUUUAUCAUUGCCAAAAUCAUUAUUUUUGUCCAAUUGGAUUUGAAGCUACCCCUGUAAAAGCUAGUAAAGCAUACAGAGGUCACCUCUUGCAACAAGAAGUGGAAUAUUGGGUCUUAAUUGGAGAACCAAGUAGAAAACACCCUACCAUUCACUGUAAAAAGUGGGUAGAUAUUGUUACUGACCUGAACACUCAAAAUCCAGAAUACUUAGAUAUUCGACACCUGGAGAGGGGUCUGCAGUAUAGAAAAACAAAGAAGGUAGGAGGAAACCUGCAUUGUAUCAUUGCUUUUCAGAGACUUAACUGGCAAAGGUUUGGUCCUUGGAACUUCCCAUUUGGAAACAUUAGACGAGAUAUGCAACCACAAGCACAGGGAAUUGCCAAAUCUGAAAGCGAAGACAAUAUCACCAAGAAACAGCAUGGACAUCUGGGUAGAUCUUUCAGUGCUGGUUUCCAUCAAGAGUCCAUGUGGAAGAAGAUGUAUAAUCUUCAUGAGAGGAGGAACAGUGGAUAUCAGAGUUAUACUGAUUAUGAUGGGAAUGAUAGAAGAAGAACAAUGGGAGUUCAAGGACUUUGGAAACUGCUUGAAUGCUCUGGAAGACCGAUAAACCCAGAAACUUUGGAAGGAAAAAUUCUUGCUGUUGAUAUUAGCAUUUGGUUGAAUCAAGCGGUAAAAGGAGCAAGGGACCGUUAUGGUAACACCACACAAAAUGCUCACCUACUCACUUUGUUCCAUCGACUCUGCAAGUUGUUAUUUUUUCGAAUCCGGCCUGUCUUCGUUUUUGAUGGAGAGGCACCACUACUGAAGAGGCAAACUUUGGCUAAACGAAGACAAAGAAAAGAAUUGGCAGUCAGUGACUCUAAGAAAACUACCGAAAAACUCUUGAAAACUUUCCUGAAAAGACAGGCUAUCAAAACGGCUUUAACAGGCAAAAGCAAUGAAGCACUGCCCAGCAUUUCACAAGUUCGAAGAGAAGAAAUUGAUGAUAUGUAUGUAUUGUCUUCUUUACAAGAGGAAGAAAAAAAGAGUUCAGAAGACGAGGAUGAAAAAGAGUGGGAAGAGAGAAUGAGCCAAAAAAAAAUAUUGCAGGAAGAAUUCUUUGACAAUCCUCAUUCUGUAGACAUUGAAUCAGAAGACUUCAGCAGUCUGCCUCCAGAAGUGAAACAUGAAAUCCUAACAGACAUAAAGGAGUUUACAAAGCGACGAAGAACAUUAUUUGAGACAAUGCCAGAGGAGUCCAAUGACUUCUCACAAUACCAACUUAAGGGUUUGCUUAAAAAAAACAACCUCAAUCGAUACAUAGAAAAUGUGGAAAAAGAGAUGAGUCAGCAGGACUCAGGCCAUAUCCAAACCCAAUAUGAAAAUGAGGGGGGCUUCAUGAAAGAAGUGGAAAGCAAGAGGGUAGUCUCUGAAGAUACUUCUCACUACAUUCUGAUAAAAGGUAUUCAAGUAAAGGAAGCCACCAGUACACACUUAGAAACUCUUUCAGUUGGGCAUUCUUCCACAGGACCUAAAUAUAAUAUACCUGAUAAAAUACAUAAUGAAAUGAAUGCUAGUACCAAACCACCUUCACCUGAAAAGUUAAAGACAGAGAAGGCUAGCAAUGCAGUUGGAGCACCACCUUCUCCCAGAACUUUGCUUGCUAUACAGGCAGCUAUGUUAGAAAGCAGCUCAGAAGAGGAGCCAGAGGAUGAAGAUAAAAGGCAGCUGAAUUUGGACCAAGUCACUCUCUGCCCCGGUAUAGUUGAAGGCAAUGUAUCACCAAGAACACUACAGGCUAUUCAGCAAGCUCUAUGUGGUGGUGGUGGUGGUGAUGAUGUCAGAGCAGUUAUUACCACUAGUGCUGAUAGAACACGAAUGGAGAUGUCAGGGGUGAAGGAUCUUAUUAGUAGUUCAGAUGAGGAAGAUGAGGUUCCUAAAAUUAAGGAUGGAAAGGAGCCACUACUUUUACCUACAAUUCUUUCAACAAACACAGUCCUUAUGCAAGAUGGUGAAUCCGACCAAAAAAGUCAGUCAGAUUUUUUUCUAAUCCCUGUACCUAAAGGUGUGUGCACACCUUGUGUUAAAAAUGACUCCUCCGCUGAAAUCAUUAGACUAGAUAAAGAAGAGACAGAAGACGAACAAGACCCUGCAAAAAUGGACUCAAGUUCUCUGCAAGAAAAUAUGAAUAUUUGCAUGCAGAAACCAUUAAGUUCCAAAACACAGACCACUUCAGUAGCUCUGAUUCACUCAGAAACUACAGAAAUUUCCAACAACGGGGAAUCUGAAAAUGUAGAGUAUGUUUUAUCAAAAGCGGAAAAGAAUACUUCUGAGCUACAGCAUUCACUUUCAGUCACUCCAGAAAUAGCAAAUCCUAAUGAGGCAAGAGUGCAAAGGAAAUCACAGUCUGAAGAGAGUGAUUCAGAUGGUAGCUUUAUUGAAGUGGACAGUGAAAUUAGUAAUGACACUGAGUUUCCAGGUGAAAUAUUUAAGACAUCACAUGCUCCCUCUGAACCUGAUGAGACAUUGGCUGUUGAAGCAGCAGCUACAGAACUGGAGAAGGAAGGAGAUGAGGGUGCCACAGAGAACCUCCUUAAAGAUACUGCUGAAGAAGUGCAGUUGACUAUUCAUCAGAAUACUGAAACCGAAAAAGACAGGGAAGAUGCAGUGAAUGAGUGGCAAGAUAUUAGUUUGGAGGAAUUGGAAGCUUUGGAGAACAACCUUUCUGUUGAGCAAAACAUGCUUCAGGCUCAAAAACAACAGCAAGAACGUAUUGCUGCCACUGUAACAGGACAGAUGUUCUUGGAAAGUCAGGAACUUCUCCGUCUGUUUGGUGUUCCUUACAUUGAAGCACCUAUGGAGGCAGAGGCUCAAUGUGCUGUCUUGGAUCUUACUGAUCAGACAUCUGGGACAAUCACUGACGAUAGUGAUAUUUGGCUAUUUGGAGCACGGCAUGUUUAUAAAAAUUUCUUCAGUCAAAACAAGUAUGUGGAAUAUUACCAAUAUGUGGAUAUUCAAAACCAACUAGGGUUAGACAGAAGCAAGUUAAUUAAUUUGGCCUAUUUGCUUGGAAGUGACUACACUGAAGGAAUCCCAUCUGUUGGCUAUGUAACAGCAAUGGAGAUUUUAAAUGAAUUCCCUGGGCCUGGAAUGGAACCUCUCUUAAAAUUCACUGAAUGGUGGACUGAAGCUCAGAAGAAUAAGAAAGUAAGACCCAAUCCACAUGAUACCAAAGUAAAGAAAAAACUGCAGCAACUGCAGCUGAGUCCUGGCUUCCCAAAUCCAGCAGUAGUAAAAGCUUACCUGAAACCUGUGGUGGAUGAGUCAAAGGGGUCAUUCAUCUGGGGAAGGCCUGAUGUAGAACAGAUCAGAGAAUUCUGUCAGAAUUGCUUUGGCUGGACUAGGACAAAGACAGAUGAAGCCCUUUUGCCUGUACUUAAACAGCUGAACUCACAACAGACUCAACUUCGAAUUGAUUCAUUCUUCAGACUAGCACAACAUGAAAAACAAGCCAUUAAGAGCCAGAGACUUCGAAGAGCUGUGACUUGUAUGCGGAGGAAAGAAAAAGAAGCAGCAGCUGAUGAGGCUACUGCUGUUGUAGAAAGAGAAUUUAAACACGGUGAGAAAACUAAAGGAAAAAUAGCUGUCCAAGGCACAACGGAUCGAGCUACUGCAGCACAAAGCCAAAGGGUAAAGAGGAAAAAACAUUCAAAGUCUAAAGAGGAGAGUUUCCAUGGAGGCGGUUUCAUUGGUGAGGUGCAGCUGUCAGAAGCAUCCAGUGUGUCUUCAGGAGAGGAUUCUGAAAGCGAAGUUUUAAGUAAGAGCAAAAGAGGAAAAAUUGUCAAGGAAUCAGCAGUUCAGAAAAACACAGUGAGACAGGAGGAAGACAUGAAUAGUAGCUCAAGUGGUGAGGAUGGGGAUGAAGAAAACACAGUCAUGGUGACUGCCCGGUCUGUGUUUGAGGGCAAAAAGGGGAAAUCCUGGCAUGUGAGAGGAAGAAAAAAGAAAAAGUGCUAACUGUUUUUUUGUUUUAUGAUCAAGUCUUGAUUUGUAAAUAGUCUAAUGAAUUCUUUGUAGAAAAAAAUAAAUGUAAAUUAUCCCUUA
This is a messenger RNA of Chrysemys picta bellii (western painted turtle), 5292 nucleotides long. Lineage: Eukaryota; Metazoa; Chordata; Testudines; Emydidae. The record is from RefSeq and is a predicted model, not a curated record.